Molecule: messenger RNA, 1683 nt
Organism: Alternaria metachromatica
Lineage: Eukaryota; Fungi; Ascomycota; Dothideomycetes; Pleosporales; Pleosporaceae
Exons: 2
Coding region: 1-1683 (560 amino acids)
Source: RefSeq, a predicted model, not a curated record
AUGGAAGAAGAGAGUGAGGAUCUGGGGGAGAGGCGGGGACGCAGUCAGACUAUGAUACGUAAUACGGUAGAAGAAGAGGAGGACGAUGCUGUGUUGUCGAGGAUACCAUCUGUGGCUUGGCCUCCGGGUGUAUUUCCUCCGAGUUCCGAAGCGGGCAAUCGACGUGAUGCAAGGCUUUGGGAUGGGCAGAAGGAGAGUAUCGUUGCAGUCAGUCCCUCUGUCGCGCCAUCUGAUUCCUGGCUCGCGGCGCCCGAUGCCGGGCAGGAAGAGGAGGCGAGAGAGUAUUGGGAUGGCGUGUUAGCCCAUGUGAACGAGGCGGGUGAUGAUGCGCUUCGGGAGAAGAAGCAAGUCCUGGGCUACCCCUCCGACAACAUGGACUACCACCGCAGCAAGAUGCCCGCCCGCAACGAACACAGCGAGCCAACCGAGUUCUCGGAGCGGAAAGCCAACAGAGACAAAGUCAUGCAGGUUUUUAUCAACAGCGUGUACCCCAAGCACAAAGUCGAAGGCGGAUUCUUCGACAACACCGAGGUCUUGAACGAGGAUCGCAGGAAGCGGGCAAUCUGUAUCGACGACCCAGAUGUCGAUGCAUCUCCGCCGCCCACAGAUGACCACUGCGAGUACGUUACGUUGCCGCUGCACGAGCGACUGAGGAACAAGCUGCCUUCGCCAAGCAUCUUCACGUCCUGGACGUACCGGUCAAAGUACCACGAGCUUCGAGCUGUUGAGAUGGCUAGUAUGAGCCAAGAUCUGCCGCUCAAAGACGACUCGCUCAAAGCAAGAGGCAUGCACUACGACAACAACAGAGCGGUGCUCGAGGCGGCGCUGGAGGAAGACAGGAUCUUGAGGAAAGAGCCACAUGUCGUCGAUGCGCUCAGGUGCCACUACGGCCACAACCUCAAGGCACCGGGAAACAUGUCGUGUGGAACGCAUCAUCCGCGAAUGAUAUCCGAUGUCGACACGAUGCAGUACUUGCUCCUCGGGCAGCAGGAGCUGAGACGCGAUAUCGAGCGCCUCGAGUGCGUGAGGCGUGCUGUAGGCACCUCCAUCUCGACGGUGCGUUCACUGCCGACCCGGUACCGUGGGCAAGCCAGCGGAAAGGUCUUGGAAAGAAAGACGCUAGAAGACGAACUUAACGACCUCGCGAAAAAGGCAUUGAUGGUGGACGACGACAUGUCCGAUGUGCCCGUGGAUGAGCCGCUUCCAGUCCAACCUGAGCAGUACCGCACCUCAACCAGCCUCGAUACCAUUGUGGAGAGUCCGCCCAGAGCCCGUAGCUUGAGCAUUGGGACGGCACUCUAUGUGACUGAAGAGUCUACCCCUUUCGUCGAGCAGCCGAGGCCGCGUCAACACGUUACGUCGAGAUCAUCCUCAGUAUACAGCGGCGGUGCUGCAAAGACGAAGAGAAGUGUUUCCAUCCCACCCGCUCUGCCUAGGCAAUCAGAGAACAGCGACGCCGGAGGUGUUCAGCCCCGGGAAAAGGAUCGUGCUUCUCAUAGAAUUAUGCAGAGCAUCCGAUCAUUCCACAACCGCAGUCGGUCACGUCAUGCGUCAUCAUCCGGUAACGAGUCGAGUCGUACCGGAAGACGCGAAGAACGUGGGAGAAGGGAGGGUGUUGUCACCAGUCCGACUCGGCACGACGAGGAGAGAUAUCCCAAACGCCAGAACAUUGUGCAGCAGUGA